AUGAAGGACACUUCUGAUCCCGCAGCCUCGGCCGAGCCGGCCGUCGAACAGCACGAGCAGCACAAUGGCAAAGGACCCGUCAUCAGCAAGGUUAUCGUGGGUUCUGAAGCCUUGGCCGCACCCAAGCUGCUCGAACCCGUGAAGCUAUUCUCGAAGCGCAUGCUCCAGCUGUACAUGUUCCUCGGUAUCAUGUUCCUGACCUCGACCGCGCACGGCUACGACGGCAGCCUGAUGGGCACCAUUCUCGUGACAAAGUCUUACCGCGAUACCUUUCAGACCGGCGUGGUGGGCGAAAAGUCUGCCCUGAUCACCGCGAUGUACCAAAUCGGCGGCGUCUCUGCACUGCCGUUCAUGGGACCGCUCACCGAUCAAUGGGGUCGGCGUGUGGGGACCAUGUUCGGAACCGGCAUCAUCAUCAUCGGCACUAUUCUCGAAGGCACGUCGGCCGCUACUGCGAACCUCCCACAGUUUAUGGCCGGCCGCUUCUUCCUCGGCUUCGGCGUCUUCCUCACCGCUGCCGCUGCGCCUACCUACGUUGUCGAGAUGUCGCACCCGGCAUACCGAGGAGUCAUGACGGGCACAUACAAUUGCAUGUACUACACCGGUGCCAUUCUGGCUGCCGGUAUCACGCGCGGGUCGAAGGACUAUUCCGGCAAUCUGCCGUGGCUCAUCCCCACGUGGAUGCAAAUGGCGUUCCCUGCCAUUGUGUUCAUCCUCAUCCUGUUCUUCCCCGAGUCCCCGCGUUGGCUCUACACCCACGGCCAACAGGAUAAGGCCAAGGAGAUUCUGGUCAAAUACCACGGCAACGACGACCCGGACAGCCUCUACGUUGCCCUGCAGCUGCGCGAAUUUGCCGACGCCCUGGAGCUAGAUGGUACGGAUAAGAGGUUCUGGGACUACAGUGUCUUCUGGCGAUCCAGAGGCAAUGUUCGCCGGAUUCUCUGCAAUGUGAUCCUCUCCGUAUUUGCGCAGUGGUCCCAGGGCGGCAUCAGCUACUACAUUGCUGGCUUCUACAAGUCCGCCGGCAUCACUGAGGAGACGACUGUUUUGGAUUUGAACCUGGGGCUGUUCGUGCUGUCCGGUGCUCUUGCUAUUACAGGCGCCAGUAUGGCAGAUACCUGGGGUCGUCGCAAGGUUAUCGUUGGCACACAGGGUCUACUAUGCUUGUGCUGGGCCGGCAUUACGGCAGGGACGGCAACCUAUGCUGCGAACCACACCAGGGCCUCCUCGAUCGUCGGCAUUUUCUUUUAUUGGUUGUUCCAGUCGAUCUUCUCGUUUGGCUUGACCCCACUUCAGGCACUGUAUCCAGUCGAGGUCUUGUCCUACGAGAUGCGCGCCAAGGGCAUGGCGAUCAACUCUAUGGCCAACUCUGCCUCGGCCCUGGUCAACCAGUUCGGCACGGCCAACGCGCUGCAGAAUAUCGGGUGGAAGACGUACCUAGUGUUUACUUGCUGGACCGCCUUCCAAACUGUAUUCUCAUACUUCUUCUUCGUUGAGACCAAGGGCUACACUCUGGAGGAGCUGGACGAGAUCUUUGCGGCAAGACACCCGAACAAGGAGGCGACACGUCGGCGCGAGGUCGUUGUUCCGGUCGGGGAGUAG
This is a messenger RNA of Thyridium curvatum, 1602 nucleotides long. RefSeq lists its product as uncharacterized. The coding region runs from base 1 to 1602 and encodes 533 amino acids. Gene Ontology annotation, molecular function: carbohydrate:proton symporter activity. The transcript has a single exon. Lineage: Eukaryota; Fungi; Ascomycota; Sordariomycetes; Thyridiales; Thyridiaceae. Gene Ontology annotation, biological process: carbohydrate transport; transmembrane transport. The record is from RefSeq and is a predicted model, not a curated record. Gene Ontology annotation, cellular component: membrane.